GCAAAUCUUAUUUUGGGAUAUGUCAUUCCUGAUUAUUUCCCAUCGAUCUUUGGCCCAACUGAAGAUCAACCAUUAGAUAUCAAUGCAACAAGAAUUGAAUUUGAGAAACUCGCAAAACAAAUCAAUUCUUAUAGAAAGAACCAGGAUCCAACUGCGAAAGAUAUGACAGUGGAAGAGAUUGCACAAGGAUUUGUAAACGUUGCCAAUGAAACUAUGUGCCGUCCUAUACGACAGUUGACUGAGAUGAAGGGCCACGAGACAAAGAAUCAUGCACUUGCUUGCUUUGGAGGUGCUGGACCUCAACACGCUUGUUCAAUUGCUAGAGCAUUAGGUAUGAAGGAGGUACUAAUUCACAGGUUCUGUGGGAUUUUAAGUGCUUAUGGGAUGGGAAUGGCCGAUGUUGUGGAGGAGGCACAGGAGCCAUAUGCUUCAAUUUACGGUCCUGAAUCUGCGCUAGAGGCUUCAUACAGAGAAGCAACUUUAUUGAAGCAGGUAAAGCAAAAACUGCAAUUGCAAGGGUUUAAAGAGGAAAAUAUUACAACUGAAACAUAUUUAAACUUAAGGUACGAAGGAACGGACACUGCUAUCAUGGUUAAGUGCCCUAUCAAUGAAGAUGGGUUGGCAGGUGAUUAUGCCAUUGAAUUCAUGAAGUUAUUCCAACAAGAGUAUGGAUUUAAACUUGAGAACAGGAAUAUUUUAAUAUCGGAUGUGAGGGUUCGUGGGAUUGGAGUGACGAACAUAUUGAAACCCUGUGCUCUAGAACCUGCCUCAUUGGAUGCUAAAGUUGAACGUUACUACAAGGUCUAUUUUGCGAAUGAAUGGCAUGAUACGCCUUUGUUCAGGCUUGAGGAUCUUGCAUAUGGUCACUUGAUACUUGGUCCUGCUGUAAUUAUGAAUGGCAAUAGCACUGUGAUAGUAGAACCUAAUUGUAAAGCUACCAUCACAAAAUAUGGUAAUGUCAAGAUCGAAAUCGGGUCAAUUCAUUGCACUGUGAAAAUUUCAAAUGAAGUUGCAGAUGUUGUCCAGCUCUCAAUCUUCAAUAACCGAUUCAUGGGAAUAGCUGAACAGAUGGGUCGCACCCUUCAGAGAACUUCUAUAUCAACAAAUAUUAAAGAACGGCUAGAUUUCUCCUGUGCUCUUUUUGGCCCUGAUGGGGGUUUAGUUGCAAAUGCACCGCAUGUUCCCGUGCACUUAGGAGCUAUGUCAAGCACGGUUAAAUGGCAGCUGAACUAUUGGAGCGACAAUAUGAACGAAGGAGAUGUUUUGGUUACCAAUCAUCCUUCUGCCGGAGGCAGUCAUCUUCCCGAUAUUACUGUUAUUACACCCGUUUUCGAUAAAGGGAACCUGGUAUUUUUCGUUGCAAGUCGAGGGCAUCAUGCCGAGAUUGGAGGUAUUACUCCUGGGAGCAUGCCGCCUUUCUCAAAGUCAAUAUGGGAGGAAGGAGCUGCAAUAAAGGCAUUCAAGCUUGUGGAGAAGGGACAUUUUCAAGAAGAAGGGAUUACCAAACUUCUACGGUUCCCCUGUUCUGAUGAAUCAUCUUUUAACAUCCCGGGAACUCGCAGGCUUCAAGAUAAUUUAUCAGAUCUUCAUGCGCAAGUAGCUGCAAAUCAAAGAGGAAUUUCACUUAUCAAGGAGCUUAUCGAGCAAUAUGGCUUGGAUACUGUCCAGUCAUACAUGAAUCAUGUGCAGUUUAAUGCAGAAGAAGCAGUGAGGGAAAUGCUCAAAUCUGUUGCUGCUAGAGUUUCUUCCAAUUUCACCAAGGGUGGAGAGGGAGAUUUAGUGAUCAUCGAAGAGGAAGAUUUCAUGGACGACGGAUCUGUUAUACACUUAAAACUUAAGAUCGAUCCUAAGAAAGGAGAAGCAUCUUUUGAUUUUUCUGGGACGAGCCCUGAAGUUUACGGGAACUGGAAUGCACCUGAGGCAGUGACAUCUGCAGCAGUCAUAUACUGCCUGCGUUGUCUGGUGGACGUUGAUAUUCCCCUCAAUCAAGGAUGCUUGGCUCCUGUAAAUAUAUAUAUUCCUCCCGGUUCUUUUCUGUCUCCAAGUGAUCGGGCUGCGGUCGUGGGAGGUAACGUUCUCACAUCUCAGAGAAUAACGGAUGUUAUUCUUACAGCAUUUCAGGCUUGUGCUUGUUCACAGGGUUGCAUGAAUAAUUUAACCUUUGGAGAUAAUACAUUUGGCUACUACGAGACAAUUGGUGGUGGAAGUGGGGCCGGCCCUAACUGGGACGGUACCAGUGGAGUCCAGUGCCACAUGACCAAUACUCGUAUGACUGAUCCUGAGAUUUUUGAGCAGAGAUAUCCAGUUCUAUUGCAUAAAUUCGGGUUGAGGCAGAAUAGUGGAGGUGCUGGGUGUCAUAAAGGCGGUGAAGGACUCAUUCGGGAGAUACAAUUCAAACGCCCCGUAGUUGUUAGUAUUCUUUCAGAAAGGCGUGUACAUGCCCCGAGAGGACUGAAUGGAGGAAAAGAUGGGGCUCGGGGUGCUAAUUACCUUAUUACUAACGAUAAGCGCAAGAUAUAUCUUGGAGGAAAAAACACGGUCGAGGUGCAGGCUGGGGAAAUACUUCAGAUUUUAACUCCUGGAGGUGGCGGAUGGGGUUCAAAUUGAUUUGGCUCAUCCGCCUUUUUCUUGGAAAGUUCGAAUACCUGUAAGAAGUGCCUUCAGCCACCC
Molecule: messenger RNA, 2670 nt
Organism: Olea europaea var. sylvestris
Lineage: Eukaryota; Viridiplantae; Streptophyta; Magnoliopsida; Lamiales; Oleaceae
Product: 5-oxoprolinase-like
Exons: 1
Biological process (GO): glutathione metabolic process
Cellular component (GO): cytosol
Molecular function (GO): 5-oxoprolinase (ATP-hydrolyzing) activity
Source: RefSeq, a predicted model, not a curated record